Aspergillus calidoustus is the source of this 735-nucleotide messenger RNA. Lineage: Eukaryota; Fungi; Ascomycota; Eurotiomycetes; Eurotiales; Aspergillaceae. The record is from the annotation of a GenBank genome assembly.
AUGGCCCUCGGCACCCCCUACACCAUCCCACCACCACCCCCGGCCUACGAACCCUACAUUCCCUUACUUAACGUCUGCAACCUCAUCUCAGGCCUAUGCUGGGUAGCCUGCUACCUCGGACAGGCCCGUCAUUCCAUGACCCACCAGACAUACAUCAUGCCUUUCUUCGCACAGGCCUCCAACCUGGCCUGGGAAUUCGUCUACGGCGGCCUAAUCUACCCCUCUCCACUCGCGAUCGAGCGCCUCGUCUUCCUCUCCGGAUUCGCCACAAACACUAUCCUCCAGUACACGGCGAUCCGGUACGGCCGAGCUGAGUGGGCUCAUGCGCCGCUGGUUGCCAGGAACCUGGGAACGUUGUACACCGUGACGAUUGCGGUAUUUGUCUUGGGGAACCUGGCUGCUGCGCAGCAGUUCGGCCCGCAUAUUGCAAAUUACUAUAUUGCGAUUCUCGCGCAGCUGAUAAUCAGUGUGGGAAGCUUGGCGCAGCUAUUGAAUCGGGGUGCGACGAGAGGGUUUUCGUUGUGGUUGUGGACUUUCCGCCAUAUCGGAUCAAUCAUCGCAGCGCCUUGCUUCUACAUCCGCGCUGUGUACUGGCCCGAGGCUUUUGGGUACCUGAUGGACCCCGUUAUGCUUUGGAUGGGAGGCAUAUCGUACCUAGCUGAGUUGGCUUAUGGGGUGUUGUUUUGGCAGAUUCAAAGAGAGGAGGCGGAGAGAGAGAGGCGCAAGACUAAGUAG